Messenger RNA from Paramecium tetraurelia, 1551 nucleotides. RefSeq lists its product as uncharacterized. The transcript is spliced from 3 exons. The record is from RefSeq and is a predicted model, not a curated record. Gene Ontology annotation, molecular function: protein kinase activity; ATP binding. Gene Ontology annotation, biological process: protein phosphorylation. Lineage: Eukaryota; Ciliophora; Oligohymenophorea; Peniculida; Parameciidae.
AUGUUGUAAGAUAAAUCUUUAAAAGAGAGACUGAAAUGCAAAAUAGAAUUUGGUGAAGACGAAGAGAAGCCAGAAAUAAUUAGUUUGAGUGUGGUUGAUGAUGCUAUAAAAUUUGAAGAUAGAUAUGAGGCAUUGUAAGUGCUGGGAUAGGGAGCACAUGCAGUAGUAAAAUUGGCAAGGAGAAAAGAAACUAAUGAAUUAUAUGCAGUAAAAGUAACGAGAAUGAAUAAUGAGGAAAUAUAUAAUAAUGUUAAGAGAACAUUUUAUAAUGCUCGUUGUUUGCGACAUCAAAACAUAAUUUAGGAGAUAGAAUUGUUUAUAAAUGAAAAGUAUUGCAGUGCGUGUUUGGUUAUGGAAUAUUGUCCUUAUCCUACUUUGGAAUCAAUAUUAGUAUAGAGGAAAAUUUUAAGAGAAGAAGAAACUAGAUAAGUCAUCAAACAGUUAUUGACUGCAAUCCAACACAUCCAUAAUAAAGGAAUAAGCCACAGAGAUAUAAAGCCGGAUAAUAUUUUGGUCAAUAUUGAGGGCGAUUGUGAAUUAAAAUUGCUUGAUUUCGGUGUUUCAAGAAGGUUUAUAUAAAAAAGUUAGCACCUUGAAAUGCUCACUAAAACAGGCAACAUAUAUUACUGCGCACCUGAAAUUUACCAUUAGCCACAUUACUCUAAAGAAGUAGACGUAUGGAGCGUAGGAGUCAUUAUGUUUUAAUGUAUGACAGGUGAAUUGCCUUUACAUUCGAAUUCUAUUAAUGACUAAAUUGAUUUGUUAAAGAAGCCUGAAUAAUGGAAUUUCAAGAACAGAGUUAAGGAAGAAUCCCUUAGUGCUUAAAAUCUAUUAUCUAGACUUUUGUCAGCUGAUCCAAAAAAAAGAAUUACUCCAAUGGAGGCAUUAGCUCAUCCUUUUAUAGAAAAAAAUCAAAUAUAUACUACUAUUGCAAUGCUUUCGUCAACAAAGAUAAUUGAAGAAGAUGAAGGAUUAGCAAAUAAGUGCAAAUCAUUAUAGACCAGUUUAUCUAUUAAUUAAAAAUAGAAUUUGCAUCGAGCAUUAAAAACUUUGCAUCUUGGAUUAGAAUAUUAAGACAUAGUAAUUGAAGAUUUAAUAUACGAACUUGGUAAUAUUCAUGUAGUCUAAAAGAGGAAUGGAGAAAAUUAUCCAGGUCUAAUAUAAUUAAUCAAUUCUCUUGGUAAUAGUUCUGGUAAUAACUAAAUUGAAGCAAACAAUAGUAAUGGAAAAUGCAAUUUAGGGAUAGGGUCUUCGUAGAGUAUAUUAUCUGCUGAAAAUUAGGUAUAAGAUUGUUUUGGAGAUCUUUGUAAUAUAUAAUCCAGCGUCGAUCUAGGCAAUACAGGAAACUAUAUAUAAAUUGAGGAAAAGAGGAGAAAUCCACUUUAAUAAUUUGUAAACUAGAUUGGUGGGAAGGUAGAAUGCAGUAUAGAUAUCAAUUUAACAGACAGCAUUCAAGAAACUGGUUCAAACAAUAGAUAAAAUUAACUUAUUUCAACUCUUGAUCUUUUGGGAAUGAAAGAAUGUGAUGAAGAAGUAGAAAAUACAAUGUGA